GCAAGUCGGCGUGCCCGCCAUGUGCCAACGCCUUCUUUUGCAUAACAUCCCAAGGAUGCCGGUCCUUGAGCAGAUGCUGUGCUACUUUGCUGACACGGCGCUCAAGGGCGCGGAUUGCCUCGACAAGAGGGAUAUCACUUGCCUGAAGGGUCUAUCUAGACCUCCAGCAGACACUGUGGAAGUCUUAAAUGUCGCCCUGGUUCUUCUUGCGACCAGCUCCAACAAGAGGAUUGCAGAUCGCAUUGAGUGCAACAAAAAGGGGCUCCCGCGAGAUUUGGGCUGGAGAUCCUGCGUCCGGAUGAUGAACGACGCGACUGAGAUGAUGAUUGCGAUGAAGGAGUACAAUCCGGAUAUUUGGAAUGGCCACGUGCGAGCCGCGAACAUAGCUGCUGCUGAGGACAUGAUCGCAAAGCUCGGUCCCAGAUUCACACCGCAAUAUGUAAAUCGCCUGAGCAGAGCCGCCUCGCACAUCGCCGCAUGGGCAUUGGGUGUAGUCCGGUGCUACCAGCUCUACAUUUCCAGUCAGGCCGGCGAUGAAACGAUGUCUCUGGAGUUGGAGAACUCGGCCCCGCUGAGCUUGUACUUGAAGUGCAUGGGUCCCGACUGCAAGCAGAUUGCGGUCUCCUUGCUGGUGAACAUCGAGCCAGCCAUCAGCGCGCUUGAGGGCGGGCCUCGAGGAGUUGACAUUCAGCUCGAGGCAGUGGAGGCCCUGAAAGUGCUGGGUCCGCGGAGUGAUGCCGAACGCUCGCUGAAGGCACUGGCACCAAGGCUGGUUUCACCUUCCGCAGACCUUCGAAAAGCUGUGCUUAGCGCCAUUCAGCAGGGCUUCAGCUCAGAUGAUGAGGUGGUGAGCACCCUGUGCUCAGAGCUGGAGAAGGACAACGGCUUGAAAAAGAUGGCGGUCAUCCAAGCUCUGAGCAACCAGGCGCCCGAGGGUGAUGAACGAACUCUCCAGGCCCUCCAGCGGUACCUGGAGCGAUCUGACUCCCUCCUGGGAGAGGAGGGCCCAGAGACCCUCCUAGCGGCCGAAAAGCUCGUGCGGAAGCUUGGGGGGGAAGAGCAGACAAGGAAGGCGGAGAAGCUUCUUAUGGAUGCCUUGGUGCGCCAUCUCGCGAGAACAGGGGACACGGUAUUCUGGCCGCCACUCCGCACGCUGUGCAAGGAAAGGCAUGCCACCGUGCAGCUUUCGAACUUCCGCAUCAUUGCCAAAGGCUUCCGGCGACAGAACUUCAGGAUGCGGCACGUGUAUUCCCAAGUCUUCGAGCGACUCAUCUGCUUUGGAGAGGGCCGUGAUGCGGCGGCCGUGCUCAUCGAGGUCAUCCAGCAGGAUCUGUUCGACUGGUCCAGGAUUAUCGCCGCGGAAUUGCUUCCCCGUGCAGUUGGUGCCAAGGAGGACUCUGAAGCAAUCCUUGCGAUCCUCCUCUUACUGAAUGACAGCAGCGUGCUGUGCAAGCUGGCGUCUUUGCAUGCUUUGCUCGCAUUUACCCCCCGGCCUUUCCCUGAUGAAGUCACCGAAGCGGCCGAGAAGCAUCUGCGUCACGAGGACGAGGGUAUUCGACAGGCUGCCCUACUCGUUUUGGAGCAUAUCCAUGGCAUAGAGUUUUUCCCCGAGAAGCUUGGGCGCUGCUUACGAGAUCCCGUGUCGAACGUGGUGCAGAGCGCCGUCCAGCUUCUUGCAGUCCUUCUGGAGCGCGGCAAGGGCACCGAGCAGGCCCUCGCCGCCCUUCCGCCUCUCCUGACGCACGGCGACUGGGCGGUGCGCCAAGCGGCCGUCAGCGCACUGGGGCAGGCUGGCAACCGGGUCCUGGUCUACGACGCCACAGAUGGAGACCUCGUUCACUCCUUGAAAGGCCACAAGGAUAGCGUCUUCUGCGUCGCCUACUCCAGACACGGCAAGAAGUUUGCCUCGGGUGGUGCAGACAAGCAAGUGAUCAUCUGGACUCACAAGGCAGAGGGGAUUCUCAAGUACAACCACAAUGAGUCGAUCCAGUGCUUAGCCUACAACCCCGUCACCCAGCAGUUGGCCAGCGGUACGGCUUCAGACCUUGGCCUUUGGUCCCCGGAGCAGAAAUCGGUCUCCAAGCGCAAGGUGAACUCGAAGAUCCUAUCGAUGUCGUGGACCAACGAUGGCCUUCACAUCGCCCUGGGCCUCUUCAGCGGCCAUGUGAGCAUUAGAGACAAGUUCGGCGAGGAGAAGGCAGACAUCGUUCGGCAAGCUCCGAUUUGGACGUUGGCGUGGAAUCCCGUGCAGACCAAGCAAGACCCGACAGAUGUGCUGGUCGUUGGAUGCUGGGAUCAAACGCUGUCCUUUUACAAGGUCUCCGGCCAGGAGUACGGCCGCGAGCACCGCUUGGAAUUCGACCCUUGCAGCAUCGACUUCUUCUCCAGUGGCGACUACUUUGUGCUGGGUGGCAGCGGCAAGAAGGUGCAGCUCUGGAGCCGGGAAGGCAUCUACCUCGGGGACCUCGGCGAGC
Messenger RNA from Symbiodinium sp. CCMP2456, 2474 nucleotides. The record is from the annotation of a GenBank genome assembly. NCBI's taxonomy places the organism in Eukaryota, Dinophyceae, Suessiales, Symbiodiniaceae.